UCGUCGCCAGACUGCAGUGACUGCUGCCUGUGCUGGGCUGUGCACUGCAGUGUGGCUCAGACUGGACAGCUAACAGUGUCCGCGUCUCGCCACUGAACAAAUACCUCACAUUCAGGGGAACACAGCGGUUAGCCUUGUUCCUCACCCCUAACACUGUCCGCCGAGGGUGUUGACCAGCCCGUCAGAGCAUGUUCUCGUACGGAGGGAUCUCAGCACAUAUCAGUGCUAGCAGGCUAAAGGCAGAAGGAAUUGGUUCCUGUGAGCAAGCUGUCCACUUCCAAAACCAGGCCUUUGAGGACCUCAAGCGGGAGUGUCUGGAGGGGGGCUUCCUGUUUGAAGACCCCUGCUUCCCCGCUGAGCCGCCCUCACUGGGAUUCAAGGAGCUUGGACCCUACUCCUCCAAAACGCAUGGAGUGGAGUGGAUGAGACCUACGGAGCUAUGUGAUGAUCCUCAGUUCAUCAUGGGAGGAGCUACAAGGACAGAUAUCUGUCAGGGAGCUCUUGGUGAUUGCUGGCUUCUGGCUGCCAUUGCUUCUCUCACUCUGAAUGAAAAGAUCCUACACAGGGUUGUCCCUCAUGGACAGAGCUUCCAAGAGGACUAUGCAGGGAUUUUCCAUUUUCAGUUCUGGCAGUUCGGGGAGUGGGUGGACAUUGUGAUUGAUGAUCGGCUGCCAGUCAAAGAUGGAGAGCUAAUGUUUGUGCACUCCGCAGAGGGAAACGAGUUCUGGAGUGCUUUGAUAGAAAAGGCCUAUGCCAAACUGAAUGGCUCCUAUGAGGCUCUGUCAGGUGGCUCCACCACUGAGGGGUUUGAGGAUUUCACUGGAGGUGUGUCAGAGAUGUAUGAGCUCAACAAGGCUCCCAAAGAUCUCUACCGCAUCAUCUCUAAAGCCCUGGAGAGAGGCUCACUGCUAGGGUGCUCCAUUGAUAUCACCAGUAGAUUUGAUAUGGAGGCUGUAACUUUUAAGAAGCUGGUAAAGGGCCAUGCCUACUCAGUGACCGGCCUUAGCCAGGUGAAUUUCAGGGGUCAUACAGAGAGACUGAUUCGUAUACGUAAUCCUUGGGGUCAGGUGGAAUGGACAGGUGCCUGGAGUGACAACUCACCUGAAUGGGAUGAAAUAGAUCCAUCAGAGCGAGAAGAUAUGUGUCUGCAGAUGGAGGAUGGAGAGUUCUGGAUGUCCUUCAGUGAGUUUUUGCGGCAGUUCUCCAGACUGGAGAUUUGUAACUUGACUCCAGACGCCCUGAGCGAGGAUGCGAUGAGCCACUGGAAUACCACUGCGUUCCACGGAUCAUGGAGGAGGGGCAGCACAGCUGGAGGCUGCAGGAACCACCCCAAUACAUUCUGGAUCAACCCGCAGUAUAAGAUCACUCUGUUGGAGGAGGAUGAUGAUCCAGAGGAUGACGAGGUUGCCUGCAGUUUCCUUGUGGCUCUGAUGCAGAAGGACCGAAGACGCCAUCGGCGACACGGACAGGACAUGCACACCAUUGGUUUUGCCAUCUAUGAGAUUCCUGAUGAGUUCAGGGGUUGUCAGAACGUCCACUUGAAGAAGAACUUCUUCCUGACCCACUCAUCCUGCGCUCGCUCGGAAACUUUCAUCAACCUGAGGGAGGUGAGUACUCGACUGCGCCUGCCUCCUGGCGAGUACCUCAUUGUCCCCUCCACCUUCGAACCCAGCAAGGAGGCCGACUUCGUCCUGCGGGUCUUCACUGAGAAGCAGUCUGAGACAGAGGAGCUGGAUGAUGAUAUAUCUGCAGACUUGGAGGAAGAGGAGGAAAUCUCAGAAGAUGACAUAGAUGACUCCUUCAAGUCUAUGUUUGCUCAGCUCGCUGGAGAAGAUAUGGAGAUAUCUGUCCAUGAACUCAGGACCAUUCUGAAUAGAGUCGUGUUAAGACACAAAGACCUGAAGACAGAUGGCUUCAGCAUGGAGUCUUGCAGGACUAUGGUCAACCUCAUGGAUAAAGAUGGCAGUGCACACCUGGGCUUGGUGGAGUUUCAGAUCCUGUGGAACAAGAUCAGAAAAUGGCUGGUCAUCUACAGGCAAUUUGACCUUGAUAAAUCAGGGACCAUGAGCUCUUAUGAGAUGCGUCUUGCUGUUGAAUCAGCAGGAUUCAAGCUGAACAACAGACUGAACCAGAUCCUUGUUGCCAGAUAUGCUGAGAAUGAAUCCAUUGAUUUUGAUAACUUCAUCUGUUGCCUGGUUAAACUGGAGGCCAUGUUCAGAUCGUUCCAGCAGCUGGACAAGGAAGGGACAGGAGACGUUGAGAUGAACAUAACUGAAUGGUUGUAUAUUACCAUGUGUGGUUGAAGAGGACCACCAGUGAAGACAAUGCAACAUAAAAUGCCAGAGUUCUGCAAAAGUGCCUCACUGCUGAAGCCAUAAGCCUUGGAGCUGUGCUGUUUUUUUUUUUUACCGUACAAUCAUUGUAACCCGUAUAUAUACAAAAGCUGAACACUGCUGACAUUUUCAGAUAUACCGAGUUGCCGGUUAUUAGGCACACCUACAUAGUACCCACGCUCAUUGGCCAUUUUAUCAUAAACACCUACCGCUUUAUAGAUGCAGUUUCUGACAGUUCUCCCUCUGUUGCUACUUGUUUUGUCAGUCCUCCUCUACCCCAUCAUUUAGUGGAAACAGAUGACCACCACAUAUUGUUUGAGUGGUGAACUAUUCUCUGCACAGCAGUGAAACUGACAUGGUAGUGGCAUGUUCACAUGUGGAGCUGGGUUUUUUACACAUCAUUGCCAUUGUUGGGUUGAGAAUGGUCCACCAAUCAAAAAUGUCCAGUUAACCAUGGUCCUGUGGUCAGAGGGUGACCACUUAUGGAGAGCUAGAGGAUGACAAAUACAAAUUGUGCAUGAAAAAGAUCAGCUAUGGUUGCUAACACCAAGGUAUACCAACAAGUGUGUCUAAUAAAGUGGCCAGUAAGUGGACAUAGUGUUAAAAAACCCAGCAAUACCUGUACCAGCUCAACACACAUUAAUGUGCCACUAGCAUGUCAGCGUCACUACUAUAAAUUGUGCAGCAACAAAUGGACUAUAGUUAGUUUUGUACACCUACAAAGUGCUCCUCUAUGAUGGGUUUACCUGAUAAAAUGGACAAUGAUACAUGUACAUAACCUGGCAACUCAGUGUACAGUGCUUUACAAGGUACCCAGUCAUGUUUUGCGUUAGAGGUGGGAAGUUCCAGUCAUUGAAGUUCACUUCACUGUGUCAUACAUGCAAACCCUUGAGCAGUGGAAAAAAAUUUAGAAACCAACCUGUCUGUGGGUGGGCCAGGAGUCUUGGUCAUCCAGGGGAACGUUUUCAGACGGUAGUAUUAAUAAAUAAAAAAAAAUUUCCCACCAAAAUAAUUUACAGAGUGAAGUGUUAUUUUACUCUGGCUAAGUUUGUGACACAGUCUGCACACACACAUUGUGGCCACAUCACGGCAUAUUUUGCACUGUGGCUUCUCACAUACAGGGGGUCCCAAAGCCUAUAACUACUUUGAAAAUCUAGGAUUUUUUUUUAUUUAAUCCUGCCAAAAUCAGAAAAUUCUUGAAUUUUGAACCAAUUACUUAAAGGUAUGAAAAGAAGAAAUACUAAAGUUUCUGCACUAUUUUUAGAUCACUGUUCAAAUCUGGUAAAUUUGUGAACUUGACCAUACAAAGUCCUUUGUACGAAAAGGUCAGAUUUUAGUCAUUUUUUCUAUUAAAGUUCAUGUUCUGACAGCUCUGAACAUAUCUGAUCUACUCUUCAGAGAUGUUUGUCACUGUUCGAGAUCAGAGUCUGUGCCAGCUUGAGUGCACACUGUCAUUAUAGUAAAAGUGGUGACAAACACUAAAAUUCUGAAAUUCAUGCUAAAGAUUCAAAGAUUCUACUGUUCACUCAGAUUGUAUAUUAUUUGUGUUCUUUAAAUUUAUAAAAUUAGAGAAGAAUGCAAACUACAUGCAUUUUUUCUAGUGGUCUCUUUGGUCCCUACUGUACAUGGUAAAUGAUCUCUUACUACAUGCUUUUUGCAUGUCUAACUGCUUCAUCUACUGCUGUUGUUAAAGACAGUCUCACUAAAACACAUCCUAAAUUUGCACCCAGUUUUAAAGUGUGAAGGAAAAUCAACCCAAAACUAAUCACUGCAAGUUGCUGAAACUUUAGUAAAUCAAGGGUAAUAUGUAAUCACGCAAUUCAAGUGCAUUUCACCAUGCACACAGCCUACAAACUGCAUGCUCAGGCAUGUGCACCAGUUUUAAUACAUAACUGUAGGCAGAACAUGUCUGAGUUGUGCCUGAAACUGGUACAAAAAUCCUAGCACAUCAGAAAUAAGUCGAAAAUUUGAGACUCCCCCUUUCAACAAUUAGAGGCUAGUUUGCAUGUGUGCUUUACAGUGACAUGGACAUCAAGGCACCACUCACCUGCUCUACACUGACCAGUAAUCACAACAUGUUUGUUUCUUGCUGUCCCACAACUUUUUUUUUUUUUUUAUCAUGACUCAGAAGUGAUUUAAGCGUCUGGCUACACAGAAUGGAGGUCAUAUUUGACGUCUGGUUUGCCCGUGGUCUUAUUUUUGAGAGAGAACAGGCAUGGACUAAGUUUCUGUAGUGAAUGUCUAGUUUUGCACUUGACUUAUGAAGAGUCUGCUUCCAUGUUUUACGUAGAAGUGAGUCACAUUGAAAUACAGCGAACACUAUCAGAGCUGCCACUGUAAAGCCUGUUAGAUGUCAAAUACUUGGAAGACUGGAUAUAAAUAAACACUUCUCUAAUAAUUCACAGUUGUGGAUGAAUAAAGAACUAAAUCUACAGAACACAAA
Pygocentrus nattereri (red-bellied piranha) is the source of this 4776-nucleotide messenger RNA. RefSeq names its product calpain 1, (mu/I) large subunit a (gene capn1a). Gene Ontology annotation, cellular component: cytoplasm. Gene Ontology annotation, molecular function: calcium-dependent cysteine-type endopeptidase activity; calcium ion binding. Bases 189 to 2303 code for a protein of 704 amino acids. NCBI's taxonomy places the organism in Eukaryota, Metazoa, Chordata, Actinopteri, Characiformes, Serrasalmidae. Gene Ontology annotation, biological process: proteolysis. The record is from RefSeq and is a predicted model, not a curated record. The transcript is spliced from 22 exons.